Molecule: messenger RNA, 796 nt
Organism: Triticum aestivum (bread wheat)
Lineage: Eukaryota; Viridiplantae; Streptophyta; Magnoliopsida; Poales; Poaceae
Exons: 3
Coding region: 152-796 (214 amino acids)
Source: RefSeq, a predicted model, not a curated record
CUCGCUCCCCGUUGCUCCCCUGCAACUCUCCUCUCUCUCCCGUAGGCCGUAGCUUUCUUUAUCGUCCUCGAUCCUGCCUACCUCUCGGUGAGGUUCUUACGGAGGCGCUCAGUCGAUUGCUUGGCGUGAGGUUCUUUCCGCGGCACGAGAGAUGGCAGGGGCCUCCGACGACCCUCCAGGGACGUCGCGGCCACCUUCAGCAUGCCAAGAGGCGGAAAGCGACGACGAGGCCUUAUCCCCCAGCGCCUACCUUAUCAGCGGAGAUUCCGGGAGGGAGGACGGGGAACAGAGCACGAGGAUGGUGUUGCCUCCGCCGCCUCCUCAGGAUCCGCGGGCAAUGAACGUUAUGGACGCCUACCGUUUGUUCCUAGAGAGGCAGGAGAGGGAGUUGUCAGUCCACCUGAGGGGACAGGCGGCGAGAGACUAUGCUCGCGGGCUGCCGGAUGGUGGCUCGGCUGCCGGCGAGGAAAAGGAAGCGUCGUCUCCGUGGAGGUUCGUGAACCUCUCCGACCUGAUCGUGCCACAGCCCCCCGCCCCCCAUCAGCCGACGGUGCGCGCCGGGAUUUGCAGGGCUUGCCGACGAUGGAUAGCGACGAUCCCCCGGGUCCCCUACAGGCACGUCUGCUUCUGCGUGCCCUGCCGCUACAGCCGGUGCGCCAGGAUAUGUUGCUCGGUUUGCGGCGCCGGCCGCCGUUUGCGCCGCCGUUCGUCCAAGGCGCGCGCCACCGGCCGUCCACAAGCAGAGCAGGGAGUUGAUCAGUUCCCCGUUGUGGAGACGAUGAUGCUACGUAGUUGA